ACAUUUUGAUAAGUAAUGGUUUAAUAUUUUAUUUUAGUGCAUUUAAAAACUAUAUAAUUUUUCGGUUUUGAUGUGAAUGUAUAAGAUUCAAAAGUUUAUAAAAUUCAUAUUCUUUUAUUUUAUUUUUAGUUGUAUUUAUUCUAUUCAUUUAAAAGUACAAUAUUUAAAAUUAUGUUUACUUGUUUAGGUUAAAUGGUUAAAUUUAUUAAAUCUUAAAUCUUAAAAUAUUUACUUAUUAAUAUAUUUAAUUAGUCUAAUUAUUGACUCUAACAUUGACAUAACUCGAGUUCUCGAAUUAAAUUUAGAUUUCUUUUUCAAAUUUAAAAGUCAAAAUAUUCGUUUUUGGACUUAGUAGUUGAAUAAUAACGCUCUGUUUUAUCAUCAAAUAAACACAAAAAGAAGAAUGAGAGCAUUGUAGGUGCUUUGUCUCAUUGAAAAUGACAGGUAUUGAAACCAAGCAAAUAACUAAACUAAUUAAUUUUAAUUUCUAGAAGAAACAUUUUAGUUUCUAGAAUAAAUGAUAGACAGAAGGCAUUUUUGUUUAAUCAAUAGCACAUUGUGUUCGAUGCAUAAUAAACGAUAUAAAUAGUGUGCAUUUGUCCUUUCUUUUGGAAGAGAUUAUUUAUUAUCCAUGACUUUAUCGAUGAAUACGUCUAGUGCAUUGCCAAAGAUGUCUUAGAUUCGUGAUAGAACAAAAUCAAUAUAUGCAAAUUGACAUGAAAAAAACAAAACAUAUAUGAGUUGUCAUUCAAUGCAGCUCAACUUUUAUUUAUAACGUAGUAUAGGAGACCAUGAUUUGUAAUUGGUCAAUGCCUAUCCUAACGAAGAUAAAAGCCUUUUAUUUUGAAUUCGAUAAAUGUUGUUAGGAUUAUUGUUACUUUUGUUUAUAAACAAAGGCAAAUGUUACAACGAUAAAUUGGGUUUAUUGUUACUUUUCAAAAAGAAAACGUAUGGAGACCAAAGUAGGCAAAAGCAUCCCCACAAUCCAACCUUACAUUAAUAAUAGGCAUAUAUAAAUUUCGUCUGUUUCAACCAACACAUCUAAUAUUAGUAGGGUCCAGGUACAUAAUAAUAAUACAUUUAUAUAGUAAUCAUAAAAUAACAGCUAUAACUUAUUAUUGAUAUUUGUAUAUUAGUAUAAAGUUUUGAAUUAUCAUUUUUUUCUUCUAAUUUUGUUAUCAUUUUGUUUGGUCUUUCAUUCCUUAACAAUUCUGCAAUAGAGUUGACUACUUAAUUUCUGUGUGUGUUCCUAAAGUCUUUUUUUUGUCUUGUUUUAUUAGUAGAAGAUGAAAAAAAUCUUGAAAUGUCAAAAAUAGAAUAUGCUAAUACUAAUAUUCCCACUAAAACACAGUCAUAUCUAUCUGUUUAUUUGACUUAUAUCCUAAGUCUUUAUUUGGUGUUAUUUGACUUGAAAACCUUGGCCUUAUAUAUCCUUUUUCAUUCAAUAAAAAUAAUGAUUAGAAGGAAUUGAACUGAAUAAUUUGCUUGCUUCAACCAUACAUGAUUUGUUUUAGCUCAUGAACCAACUACCACUAUUUGCUUAUGAAAGUCAAUGCCUUUUCUUCUUCAACAGUGUCUAAGACAGAGAGAGAGAGCUUUCUUGGAUUCCUUCUUCAUUCAUUCUCUGGUUUUCUUUCUUCUUCUUCAGUCAAUUUCGUUUCUUUACACUUUUGUUCAAACCCUAAUCAAAAAGUUUCCAUUUUUAGAGUCUCUCUUCUAGGGUUUUCCUUAAUCAUCAUCUCAUUCUCCAAAUGCAUUUCUCUCUGUGGAAGCAAAUCCACCACUGCGCCACUCUCAUCUUAGACAAGAGCAAAAGCAGCCGCAGAAGACGCAGAACCAGAGAAGGCUCCGAUUCCUCCCUCACCGCCACGAAAGAAGCUGCCUUGCUUCGGAAGCUCUACGAAGACAAGCUCAGGGAAGCUCUAGAGGAAGCCUCCGAGAACGGGUCCCUCCUCAAAUCCCAAACCAUCGACCAAGACAAUCAAGUGGGCCGCUCCAGAUCCUUAGCUAGACUCCACGCGCAGCGUGACUUCCUACGCGCCACCGCUUUAGCAGCCGACCAUGUCUACUCCUCAGAAGACUCCCUCCCCGAGCUCCUCGAAGCUCUCGCCAACUUCCUCGCCAUGUACCCUAACUACCAAGCUUCAGACAAAAUCGACCAGUUGAGAUCUGACGAGUACACUCACUUAUCAAGCUCAAAGGUAUGUCUAGACUACUGCGGGUUUGGUCUCUUCUCUUAUGUCCAGACUCUCCACUAUUGGGACACGUGUACUUUCAGCUUAUCCGAGAUCACUGCUAAUUUAAGCAACCACGCGCUCUACGGUGGAGCCGAGAGCUCCACCGUGGAGCAUGAUAUCAGAGCCAGGAUCAUGGACUACUUAAACAUCCCUGAGAGCGAGUACGGCCUCGUCUUCACUGUAAGCAGAGGCUCAGCUUUCAAACUCUUAGCUGAGUCAUACCCUUUCCAGACGAACAAGCGUCUUUUAACAAUGUUCGACCACGAGAGCCAGUCUGUUAACUGGAUGGCGCAGACGGCUAAGGAGAAAGGUGCAAAGGCGUACAACGCGUGGUUCAAGUGGCCGAGUUUGAAGCUUUGUUCGACCGAUUUGAAGAAGAGGCUGUCUUACAAGAAACGGAAGAAGAAAGACUCAGCGGUGGGGCUGUUUGUGUUCCCUGCGCAGUCGAGGGUGACGGGAGGUAAGUACUCUUACCAGUGGAUGGCUUUGGCUCAGCAGAAUCAUUGGCAUGUGUUGCUUGACGCUGGCUCGUUAGGUCCUAAGGAUAUGGACUCCCUCGGUUUGUCGUUGUUCCGUCCUGAGUUUAUUAUAACUUCUUUCUACCGUGUGUUUGGUCAUGAUCCAACGGGCUUUGGUUGUUUGUUGAUUAAGAAGUCAGUGAUGGGUUCUCUUCAGAGUCGGUCUGGGAAGACAGGUUCAGGAAUAGUGAAGAUCACUCCACAGUAUCCGUUAUAUCUGAGUGAUUCAGUAGAUGGUCUUGACGGAUUAGUUGAUAAGACAGAAGAAGAAGCUCGUCGUCCGGCUUUCUCAGGAGCAUACACUUCAGCACAGGUGAACGAUGUGUUUGAAACAGAAGAUAACAUCUCUUCAGACAGAGAUGGGACUACCAGCACGACGAUUUUCGAGGAGACUGAGAGUGUUUCGGUUGGGGAGCUGAUGAAAAGUCCGGUGUUUAGUGAAGAUGAGUCGUCUGAGAACUUGUUUUGGAUUGAUCUUGGUCAAAGCCCUGAUCAGCAUAAUAGCAAGAUUGUAUCUCCUCCACUGCCACCGGUUUGGUUCUCCAAAGGGAAACAACACUCGCCUACUAAACCAGUGGUACCAAAGAGUUAUAGUAAUCCUAUAUAUGAUGGUUGUAGAGACGUCCUCUCGUUCGACGCUGCUGUUAUGUCAGUUACAGAGAAAGGGACACACACUGCACCUUUGAGGAGUUCUGGUGGUUCAUCAGAGAUCAAAGAGAGCGCGAUUAGACGAGAGACAGAAGGAGAGUUCAGGUUGCUAGGAGGGAGAGACGGAGGUAGAAGCAGGCUUUUAGGUGUGGAGGAUGAACACACAACAAGCAAAGGAAGACGAGUUUCGUUUAACGUGGACCGUAUUAGUCAUAGUGUAGUAGAACAAGGUGAAGCUUCUUUAGCUAGUGUUUACGAUGACGAGUACAAUCACACUAGUGAUGAGGAGGGUGCGGAUGAUGAAUGGGAUAGGAGAGAAAACGAGACCGAGAUUGUUUGCAGACAUAUCGACCAUGUGAACAUGCUUGGUCUGAAUAGAACAACGACCAGGCUCAGGUUUCUGAUAAACUGGCUUGUGGUGUCGUUACUGCAGCUACAAGUGUCUGAAUCAGGAGGGAGGAGCAUGAGUCUUGUGCAGAUAUACGGACCUAAGAUCAAAUACGAAAGAGGAGGAGCGGUUGCGUUCAACGUUAGAGAUAGGAGCAAAGGUUUUGUUAGUCCAGAGAUUGUUCAGAGACUGGGUGAAAGAGAAGGUAUAUCUUUAGGGAUUGGUAUACUGAGUCACAUACGUGUAGUGGAUGAUGAUAAUAAACCGAGAAGAGGGAGGAGUAGAGAAGAUAGUGGUGGUUUGAACUUGCCGAGUGAAGCUGGGAGGAACGGGUUUAUAAGAUUUGAGGUUGUUACAGCUUCUCUUAGCUUCUUGACGAACUUUGAAGAUGUUUACAAGCUUUGGGGGUUUGUAGCAAAGUUUUUAAACCCUGGUUUUAGUAGAGAAGGUUCGCUUCCUACCGUUGAAGAAGAGGAAGAUGCAGAGGACUCAGAGACGUAGAGUUUGGUAGUAGAAAUGCACAAAGCCACAUAACUUUUAGUAGGUUCGCUUCCUACUGUUUGUGUUUUUUUUUUGUUUGGGUGAGAAACAAGAGUUAGAGAAAAGAUUCAGAAACAUGUAGCACUUCUUCUUUUAAUUACUACAAUAACUGAUUCAGAUCAAA
This is a messenger RNA of Brassica rapa (field mustard), 4455 nucleotides long. RefSeq lists its product as uncharacterized. NCBI's taxonomy places the organism in Eukaryota, Viridiplantae, Streptophyta, Magnoliopsida, Brassicales, Brassicaceae. The record is from RefSeq and is a predicted model, not a curated record.